UCCUAGAUUGAUUGAUUCGCCUUGUGUUUUCUCAAACACAACAAACAAUAAGCGAAAGCAAAGGAAGGAAAGAAAAUAAACAGAAGCGGCAUGGCGGCUGUGGCUUCUGAGAGAGGAGGGGGCGGGGGAAAAGCUAGGGUUUCGCAGUCGAUCCCUGACAAUAUGAUAAAGACGAUCCAGAACAUCAGGGAGAUCACAGGCAAGCAGCACAGCGACGACGAAAUCUUCGUCGUGCUCAACGAGUGCUCCAUGGAUCCCGACGAGACCGCCCAGAAGCUCCUCUAUCUGGAUACUUUCCAUGAGGUGAAAAGUAGACGAGACCGAAGGAAGGAGAGUUUGAGCAGUGGAAAAUCUGAAGGUUCUAGGUUCAUGCAGGGUCGAUUGGCUAGGGGUGGUCAAGAUUAUGGUGGCGGGAGGAAUAUGGCUGCUAGAAGGGAAAAUGGUAUCAAUCACAUCACAGAGAGGGGAGGCUCCCUCCGAGUUGCUCAGAAAACAAAAAACAAUGCUGCUCCUUUCCUGAAAAAAGCUUCAGCUGUCAUGCCAAAUGGCCCCACAAGUCUGUCGAAUGGUAGUCUGACUCAUGUUCCUUCCUCCCAAUCAUCUGUGGGUGGUCAUGUCCCUAAAGGUAGUUCAGCUGUCCUUGCUGCCUUUCCUCCCACUGGCUGUGCAGUUAAGCAAGGAAACUCCACAUCAGGUUCUGAUCAACUGUCUCCUUCUGCUGCUCCAGCAACUGUGUCUGGUGCUUAUUUUUCUGUUUCGGAUCCGGUUCUGAUGCCAACUGUAUCCCAACAACCUGGUGCUGUGGUUACAAAUAAACAUGUAGGAAACAAACAUGUUUCCCAAGAUGUUAGUGACUUGGAGUUGUCCAAGAAUGUAAAAGCAGCCUCAAAAACUGUGAGCUCCAUGCACAAAAAAGGGGCCCCAAGCAAGUCCCAGGCGGUUCAAAAGAAUAAGGCGUCUGAUCCUUCACAAUCCUCUUCUACAGUUUCUGAUGGUUCUUCAGCCAUUAGGUCUUCUUCAGAUUAUGCUAAUCAGUCACCGGAAGAGUCUGUUGUCCCUAAAGAAGUGAUCGCAUCUGAGGUUGCACCUACUACAGUUGAAGCUGUAUCUCAAUCAGCAGCUGAGUUGAAUGUUAAUAAUGACAAGCAACUUGUUACUUUUCCAAAUCAUUUCCAGGUCUCUGAAACUCUGAAAAGAGGAUUGACCUUUGGAAGCUUUGAUUCUAAUAUUGAAUUAAGUAUGAAAUCUGUCGGUGGCACUGGUGGCAACAAUAGCACUUUAUCUGCUGUUGAGUCUUCUCAGGAGAGUGAUGAAACUGCUAAAGAACCUUCUAGCAACCAAGUUGUAUCCGUAGAUGCACGAGAAGAUUUUCUUGAUCAUCCAGAAUCUCUGUCCGAGCCUGUACUCGAAAAUGUACCUCCUUCAGAAGGCACUGUUUCAUCUAAUGCAGACUCAAAAGAUGACCAGAUGAAGCAGGAAAUAUUAUUGCCUCCAGAAGGUUCCCCAAACACAACUGUUCAAAAUGCUCCAAACUACAAUUUUGGUUUAGUGUCAACCAUGCUAGGGAGCCAACUUGUACACUUUGAAGGAUCUGAAUCUCAGGCACAGGAAACAUCUCGCUUUUCAAACUUUGUUAGUGGGAAUUCUCCAGCUCUUUCUAGCCGUAGUCCAACUCCACCUAUUCAGAGCUCUGUGCCUCCACAGUCGGUUCCUCUUUUGAGGCAGCCUUAUCCUCUCAUCCCAUAUGGCCACUAUUACCAUCCAUUCUAUAUACCACAAAUGCAUCAGUAUUUAGGCCACAAUGGGUUUCCCCAGCAGCCUUCUCCUGGGAAUGUGUAUCUAACACCAGCAUCUCUAGCUGCUGCUGGGGUUAAAUCAUCUCUGCCUCAAUUGAAGCCCGGGGCAAAUGCAGGAAAUCCAAAUCAUAUUGGACUUCCAUUUGGUGGUUCAUUCAUAGCUCCCCCUGUUGGUUAUAGUCCUGUUUCAGCGGUGACCUCUGGAAGCUCUACUGGUAUUGAGGAUCUUGCAACAUCUCAGUUGAAGGAAAAUCAUAUCUACACGACUGGACAACUGAAUGAAGGUCCAGCUGUCUGGAUUCCAAGCCAAGAAAUGUCCAGCUUGCGACUCAAUUCUUUGUACAACUUACCCCCUCAUGGACAGCAUGUGGCUUUCCCACCCGCUCAGGCUGGUCAUAGUGCCUUUUCUGGAAUCUACUCAGGCCAGCCGCUGGCUGCUUCUUCUCCAAUGCUGCAACACUCACAGGCCAUGGCUGGAGCUGUCGAAACAGUUGCGCCUCCAUCUGGUGUUUUCCAGCAGCCUCAACAUGCACAGAUGAAUUGGAUUAGUAAUUUUUGAUCUAGCAUUAGGCUACAUUGUAGAAUUAGAUGAUCAUUGUGGUCCGUGGAUCAAGUCUUGGGGAGCAUGAAAAACUAGCCAGAGUGUAAAUAUGACAUGCAGAGCAUUUUGUGGGGGGAGAAAGGUCGAGGCGUUUUUGAGUUAGUUUUUUCCUCAUCCAUUUUCUAGUCUUUUAUUUUUGCUAGUGAGCAUUAGUUGUUUUAUUAGACUUGGUAAUUUCUUAAAGAUGUUAUAGGGAACGAAGAGGUCAAUAGAAUAGGUGGGCUUUACCAAUUUUUCCUUUCUCUUGUCUCACCUGUAUAUUACAUUUUGGUCGAGCAUGAAACCUUGGACUAUACAACUGUAAUUGGUAUAUGAGAACUGGCACUUCUAUUUUGUUUUAA
Molecule: messenger RNA, 2738 nt
Organism: Alnus glutinosa
Lineage: Eukaryota; Viridiplantae; Streptophyta; Magnoliopsida; Fagales; Betulaceae
Product: GBF-interacting protein 1-like
Exons: 9
Coding region: 91-2355 (754 amino acids)
Cellular component (GO): nucleus
Source: RefSeq, a predicted model, not a curated record